Jaculus jaculus (lesser Egyptian jerboa) is the source of this 5559-nucleotide messenger RNA. It is a transcript of the gene Malt1, whose product is annotated as MALT1 paracaspase. The coding region runs from base 1 to 2493 and encodes 830 amino acids. NCBI's taxonomy places the organism in Eukaryota, Metazoa, Chordata, Mammalia, Rodentia, Dipodidae. Gene Ontology annotation, molecular function: cysteine-type endopeptidase activity. The record is from RefSeq and is a predicted model, not a curated record. Gene Ontology annotation, biological process: proteolysis. The transcript has 17 exons.
AUGUCGCUGUGGGCACAGCCGCUGCGGGCCUCGCCGCCGCCGGCCGGGUCGCCGUCCCCUGCCGCUCCGUCGGGGCCUGCGGCCGGAGCCGCCCUGCACCGCCUGCCCGAGUCGCUGCUGCGGAGGCUCAGCGAGGGCCUGGACCGCGCGCCCGAGGGCCGCGGCUGGAGGCGGCUGGCCGAGAUGGCGGGGAGCCGGGGCCGCCUGCGCCUCAGUUGCCUGGACCUGGAGCAGUGUUCUCUUAAGGUGUUGGAGCCAGAGGGAAGCCCAAGCCUGUGUCUGCUGAGACUGCUGGGUGAGAAAGGGUGCACAGUCACAGAGCUGAGUGACUUCCUGCAGUCUAUGGAGCACACCCAGGUUCUUCAGCUCCUCAACCCCCCAGGAUUAAAGAUCACUGUAAACCCAGAAUCAAAGGCAGUUCUGGCUGGACAGUUUGUGAAGCUGUGUUGCCGAGCAACUGGACAUCCUUUUGUACAGUAUCAGUGGUUCAAGAUGAGCAUGGAGAUUCCAUAUGGAAAUUCUUCAGAACUGAUUUUUAAUGCAGUGCAAGUAAAAGACGCUGGUUUUUAUGUCUGUCGAGUUAAUAAUAAUUCCACCUUUGAAUUUAGCCAGUGGUCACAGCUAGAUGUUUAUGAUGUGACAGAAGUAACAGAAACUUCCCAGGGAAGUUGGGAUGGCAUCUCAGAAUCCAAGUUGCAAAUCUGUGUUGAACCAAGGUCACAAAAGCUGGUGCCAGGCAGCACAUUAGUUUUGCAGUGUGUUGCUGUUGGAAGCCCUAUUCCUCACUACCAAUGGUUCAAAAAUGAAUCACCACUCACCCAGGAGACAAAAAGGCUGUACAUGGUGCCUUAUGUGGAUUUCGAACAUCAGGGAACCUACUGGUGUCGUGUAUAUAAUGAUCAAGACAGUCAAGAUAGUAAGAAGGUAGAAGUCGUCGUAGGAAGAACAGAUGAGGCAGUGGAGUGCACUGAAGAUGAAUUAAAUGAUUUUGGACAUUCUGAUGAUAAGGAGCAAACAGCUGACCAGCCUUUUGCAAAGGACAAGGUCGCCCUCUUGAUAGGCAAUAUGGGCUACUGGGAGCAUCCCAGGCUUAAAGCCCCUUUGGUAGACGUGUACGAGCUGACCAACUUACUCAGACAGCUGGACUUCAAGGUCGUCUCAUUGCUGGACCUGACUGAAUAUGAGAUGUGCAAUGCUGUGGACGAGUUCUUACUACUUUUAGACAAAGGAGUGUAUGGGUUACUGUACUAUGCAGGGCACGGCUACGAAAACUUUGGGAACAGCUUCAUGGUUCCUGUUGAUGCCCCGAAUCCGUACAGGUCUGAAAACUGCCUGUGUGUGCAGAGCAUCCUGAAGCUCAUGCAGGAGAAGGAGACAGGGCUCAACGUGUUCCUGCUGGAUAUGUGCAGGAAAAGAAAUGACUAUGAUGACACCAUUCCAAUCUUGGAUGCACUGAAAGUCACAGCCAACAUUGUGUUUGGAUACGCCACGUGUCAAGGAGCAGAAGCUUUUGAAAUCCAGCAUUCUGGAUUGGCCAAUGGAAUUUUCAUGAAAUUUUUAAAAGACAGAUUAUUAGAAGACAAGAAAAUUACUGUGUUACUAGAUGAAGUUGCAGAAGAUAUGGGUAAAUGUCACCUCACCAAGGGCAAGCAGGCCCUGGAGAUCCGGAGUAGUCUGUCUGAGAAGAGAGCACUUACGGAUCCAAUUCAGGGUACGGCAUGCUCUGCGGAGUCUCUGGUGCGCAAUCUGCAGUGGGCCAAAGCGCAUGAGCUUCCCGAAAGUAUGAGCCUUAAGUUCCAGUGUGGUGUCCAGAUUCAGCUAGGUUUUGCGGCGGAGUUCUCCAACGUCAUGAUCAUCUACACACGCAUAGUGCACAAGCCGCCUGAGAUGACCAUGUGUGACGCCUAUGUGACUGAUUUCCCGCUUGACCUUGAUAUUGAUCCAAAACAUGCCAAUAAAAGGAGUCCUGAAGAAACUUGCAGUUACUUGGUAUCCAAGGAGCUUCCUGAGCACUGCCUGUGCACCAGACUCAGCUCCCUCCAGAAGCUGAAGGAGCAGCUGACCUUCACGGUGUGCCUGUCCUAUCAGUACUUGGGGCUAGAAGAGCCUGUGGAGGAGAAGCAGGAAGUGAAUGUCGGCAAGCCUCUCAUUGCCAAGCUAGACAUGCACCGAGGCUUGGGCAGGAAGAUGCGCUUUCAGGCCUGUCUCGUGCCUGAUGGGACUUACCACAGCUCUACAGCCACCUCGGCAGGAGCGGGACAUUUUCAUUCAUCGCAGGACUCACUUCGUGCUGUUUAUCAUUCCCAGCUUGGGAAUUUGGACACUGUUGUGCCAUCAGAAAGGUGUCCCUGCAGCCGGACUCCGAACGCGUUUACGUCAAGCUGCCCGCCCCACCGGUCCUCUUGUCGGUUUGGUAGAAGCAGCGGGCCCGUGGAGACGACGGAUGAAGUGCCCUUCAGUUUUUCUGACAGGCUCGGGGUUUCUGAAAAGUGACAUCAGCAUAAUUAUUGGUUGCCUCACAGGAGUCAGCACUUACAUAAAGUGAGGCACUGUAAAAAGAUAAAUUUGUGUAUAUAAAAAGGAAAUUGUGACAACUGUUUCCCUAGCAGGCUCGGGAUGAUGAGAUGUUGGGCUAGCAUUAUUUUCCUAGCAGGCCCCGCCCGCUCUUUGUCUCUGAAAAGAUUGAAUUGGCUGACUUUUCUGUAAGAUGAACCAUGAGGCAAGGCUAAGGAGAAAGAUCAGUGCUAGAACACUCACCUACUUUGUAGGAGACCGUGGGCUUGUUCCCUAGCACUGGGGGAAAAUGGGGUGUGUGUGUAUAAUAAAUGUGUUUUUUAUUUUGACCACACAGAAGUAAUAGCAGUAAAAUACAUUGUUGUAAAAAAUAUUUGAGGAGUGGGAAAGAUGGCUCAGCAGUUAAAGGCGUAUGCUUACAGGCUUAGAUGCAAUUCCCAAGCCACCCACAAAAGCCAUAUGCAAAAAGUGGCCCAAGCAUCUGACAUUUAUUUGCAGCAGCAAGAACCCCUUCACACCCAUACACAUACGCACGCAUGCACGUGCAAAUGUUUAUAAUUUUUAAACCUGUUUUAAAACAUGUUACUAUAUUUUGUUGGUCAAGGUAGGAUCUUGCUUUAGCCCAGGCUGACCUGGAAUUCACUGUGUAGUCUCAGGGUGACCUCAAACUCACAGUGGUCCUCCUACCUCUGUCUCCAGAGUGCUGGGAUUAAAGGUGUGAACCACUAACCCCCAAUGUUACUUUAUUUUUAACACCAAGAAGAACCAUCUUGGUCGUCAGGUGUAAGAACUAGUUUCAUCAGUGGAAGGAAGAGAUGGAGCCAUCUUGUCUUAAGUUGGAGCUAAAACCAGAAAAUAAGAAUUCUAGAUUUGUAUUCUGGGAUUUUUCUACUGUACACUGCCUUCCUGACAAGGUCUCAGACAGGUAGUAUUUAGAUGAAAGAUAGGCAGGAAGAGAGAAAUAUGUACACGCGUGUGUAACCCUUUGAGAGUAGAUGCUGACCUGUACGCUGUGGUUACGGAGCUUCAGGUGAUAGGAAGUCAUGUAAACCUGAUGAUGUUCUGACUUUCAUGAACCACAUGGGGCUGAAGAUGUGUGUUAAACCCUCAGGGGCCAGGAACAAAUUAGGCUGGACAGUGGGCAGCUGCCCAGCUCGGUCUUCUGAGCAGUCUCACUUGCUGACAGUGGCCUCAGUAGAUAAUGUCCUUACCAUUUUUGGUUUUUCCUUAUAAGCAGGUUUAAAGCCAACGGGAUAUCAGGGAACUGCUCAUAAAAAGAUUGAAUUAAAGCUGGACAUGAUGGUGCACACAAAGGUAGGAUAAUGCUGUGAGUUCAAGGGCAGCCUGGAACUACAAAGUGAAUUCCAGGUCAGCCUGGGCUAGAGUGAGACCCCACCUCGAAAAACCAAAAGUCCCACAAAGAAGAUCCCACAGCCAGAUGGCUUCACUGCUAAAUUAUACCAAUUUGAUUAUAACCAUCAGCUCUAAAAGCCACUUCCUAGUGUCCCUUAAAACCAAAGACACCGUCAUGACGCUGCAGACCAAUACACUGUGCACACAGGCACAGAAGUCACCCGGCCCUUCAGAGAGCGCUCGGCAGCCGAGUCGCCCACCCAGCGAUGGCGUGCUGUGAUCAAGUGGGAUCUGCUGCAGAGGCAAGGCUGGCUAACCUCAAGACACUGACCAAGGCGUCUUCCCUGUGCACCCUGAAUGAGAUUUUAUUUCACGGACUUGACGGUGAGGUGCUGGAGUCGCUUUCCCACCAACUGCAUCUGUGACCUCAGUGCCGUCACCUGCACAUGAAGCAACCGGGCCUCCAGUAAGGUCUGCAAGUUUUUUGAUGUAAAGUUCAGGAAACUCACAUGAUGAGAGCUUAGAUAACUAAUAUGUGCACAAAUUUUAUACAAAGAUAAAAUGGUGGGUGUUUUUUACUUUUAUGAGUUUUUCUUAGGUGGGUUAAUUACAAGUUAUUUCCUAUUUGAACCUCCUGCUGGUCAUUUACUGUCAUCAGUUGAUGGUCAGUCAUCAGAAUUUAUGGAUCAAUUGGAAUUUUUUUAUCUUGGUGUGUGUUCACGCAUGUGCCUGUGGCCCGUGCAUGUGGAGGUCAGAGGCAACUUAGGGUAUCAGUCCUCACCUUCCACCCGUGUUCACUGCUGCACAACCUCAGAAUUCUCCUGUCUCAGGCAAGAGAUGGCUUAGCAGUUAAGGAACUUGCCUGCAAAGCCAAAGGACGUUCGAUUCCCCAGGACUCACGUAAACCAGAUGCAGAAGUUGGCACAUGUGUCUGGAGCUCAUUUGCAGUGGCCAGAGGCCCUGGCAUGCCCAUUCUCUAUCUCUGCUUCUCUCUCUCAAAUAAACAAUACUUACAAACCAUAAUUCUUCUGUCUCCACCUCCCAUCUUGGUGUAGGAGAGCUGGGAUCAUAGACGUUCACUACUGUGUGUUUUAUGUGAACUCUGGGGAUCUGACCUCUAGUCACGUUUGCAUAGCAAUUGCUUUUACCCACUGAGCCACCUCCCCAGCCCCUCAACUCAGAAUUUGUGCAUUCCUUUGUGAAUUCAUGGUCUGUUUUUCAAAUUAACAAUGAAUUUGAAUUCAGUUUGAUACUGUGCAUUUUAUCUAGGCCUAACUAAAGUAUAUUACUUAAUUUUUUGCAACCUCACCUACAUGACAUAUUUCACAUAUUGACAAAAUAUACCCAGAACAUGAGCAUGUGUAAACAUGUGUCUUAUCUUCCCAGCUGGACAGUACUAAAACCACUUCAACAUCAGACACAACUUUGGCUUUACUGCUGAGUCUGGUACUGCUCUGGGCUUCACUUCUCAUGGACAGUGUGACUUGAAUGUAGCACUUCCCUGUAUGACAUCAGAGGGCUAACAGUACUUUCUAGACUUGAUAGUAUUCAAAAAAAUCUUUACUGUAAAGUACCAACUUGUUAGGUAUGGUGGCUCACACCUAUAAUCCUGGCAUUUAGAAGGCUGAGGUGAGGGUUGCCAUGAAUUUGAGGCCAGCCUGGGCUACAAAGCAAGAUCCUGUUUCAAAAAAA